Labrus mixtus (cuckoo wrasse) is the source of this 896-nucleotide messenger RNA. RefSeq names its product BAF nuclear assembly factor 1 (gene banf1). The record is from RefSeq and is a predicted model, not a curated record. The transcript has 3 exons. Gene Ontology annotation, molecular function: DNA binding. Lineage: Eukaryota; Metazoa; Chordata; Actinopteri; Labriformes; Labridae. The coding region runs from base 94 to 366 and encodes 90 amino acids.
GUAAAUAACUGAUUGAACUACGGCGAUAUUCAGCCUAGACGCGACAUUAAGAGUUACAAGCUGUUGAUUUGAUACCUCCUACACACACCAGCCAUGUCGUCCACAUCCCAAAAGCAUAAAGACUUUGUGGCAGAGCCCAUGGGCGAGAAGCCUGUGAUGGCUCUGGCAGGCAUUGGAGAAGCUCUUGGCAAAAGACUGGAGAGUAAGGGCUUUGAUAAGGCGUACGUUGUCCUCGGGCAGUUCCUGGUGCUAAAGAAAGAUGAGGAGCUCUUCCGGGACUGGCUUAAAGACACAUGUGGAGCAAACAGUAAACAACAAGGUGACUGCUAUGGCUGUCUGAAAGAAUGGUGUGACGCCUUCUUAUAAAGCAUUACGCUUUGUUUUUUGUUUUUUUACUUCUGAAGUCGACACCAUACAUAACCUCUUCACUGAUCUUGAUUCAAUUCUGCUGCACCAUGUUUGGACCGACACUGUACACACAAAGGAGGUUUUUGAAGUACACUGGCAACCAUUUGUGAAUUUCUGAAAUCCCCCCAAUUUUGGCUACAAUUAAUAUAGACCUUGAUGUAAUUUUAAUAAUUGUUAAAUCGAUGCGUUGCUGACAUCUUGACAUGUCAAAGCAGUAAGACCACAGGUGUAGCUAACAUUAUUAUUGAUGGCUUGUUUCCAUCAGGGUUUACUCGUGCUGUAACCUUUGGUAUCAUUAGUACACCUGUGUUUGACAAGCUCACGUCUGCUGUCUACUAAGGAGCUUCAUCAUAUAUCACAUGUGCUGUCUGUUAGAAGCUGAGUUUUAAACGUGUGGUUUAUGCAUUGUCUGUCACUUCCUGAGAUUUUACUGUUGAACCAUUACACAGCUAGUUUGUUCUGUGUUAAACCUUUUGUUUUAUUUUAAA